UGGAACUUACAUUGAAAAGAAAAAAACAUAACAUGGGAACUUACAUUGAAAAUUUUGUAGAAGAGAAAGAACACAUUUUUCGUAGCCAAUACUCGCCUGUUCCGGUUCCGGACAAUGUGACAUUACCAGAAUUUGUGCUACAAAAUGUUGAAUUGUAUGGUGAUAAAGUUGCAUUUGUGGAUGCUGAGAGUGGAAAAUGUGUCACAUAUAGUGAAGUUGAGAGAGAUAUACAUAGAUUUUCAAAGGCUUUGAGAUCUCUUGGUUUGAGAAAAGGGAAUGUUGUGAUUGUAGUGCUUCCAAAUAUUGUUGAAUAUGCAAUUGUUGCUUUGGGGAUUAUGGAUUCUGGUGGUGUGUUUUCAGGUGCAAAUCCAACUUUGCAUGCUUCAGAAAUUAAGAAACAAGCUGAGUCUGCUGAUGCCAAAUUAAUUGUCACAAAUAGUGUAACUCAUGAAAAGGUGAAAAAUCUAGGGCUACCAAUUAUUGUACUAGGAGAUGAACUAAUUGAAGAUGCUAUGAAUUGGAACAAACUUCUUGAAGCAGCAGACAGGGCAGGUGAUGACUCAAUGAAGGAACAAAUUCACCAAAAUGAUCUUUGUGCCAUGCCAUUCUCAUCAGGCACAACAGGAUUGUCAAAGGGUGUAAUGCUCACUCAUAGAAACCUAGUAGCAAAUCUUUGUUCCACACUUUUUGGUGUAGCACAAGAAAUGAUUGGUCAAGUCACAACAUUAGGCUUAAUUCCAUUUUUUCACAUUUAUGGCAUCACUGGAAUAUGUUGUGCUACUAUUAGGAACAAAGGGAAAGUUGUUGUCAUGGGAAGGUUUGACUUGAAAACAUUUUUGAAUGCUUUGAUAACACAUGAGGUCACAUUUGCACCUAUUGUUCCACCUAUUAUUCUUGGAUUAGUUAAAAAUCCUAUUGUGGAUGAAUUUGAUCUCACUAAGCUUAAACUUCAAGCUAUUAUGACUGCAGCAGCACCACUUGCACCUGAAAUACUCACUUCCUUUGAACACAAGUUUCCUGGUGUUCUUGUCCAAGAGGCAUAUGGACUAACUGAACAUAGUUGCAUAACACUUACACAUGCACAAAAAGGAUAUGGAAAUACACAUAAAAAUUCAGUUGGAUUCAUCCUUCCAAAUUUGGAAGUGAAGUUUAUUGAUCCUGAUACAGGUAGAUCUCUCCCAAGGAACACACCAGGGGAACUUUGUGUAAGGAGCCAAUGUGUAAUGCAAGGUUACUAUAAACAGGUGGAUGAGACUGCUCAAACUAUUGACAACAAUGGAUGGCUUCACACUGGUGAUGUAGGAUUCAUAGACGAUGAAGAAAAUGUUUUUAUUGUUGAUCGUAUUAAGGAGUUGAUUAAAUAUAAAGGCUUCCAAGUUGCUCCUGCUGAAUUAGAAGCUAUUCUGUUGUCUCAUUCGUCGGUCGAAGAUGCAGCUGUUGUACCGUUACCGAACGAAGAGGCAGGGGAAAUCCCAGCAGCAAGUGUUGUUUUAAGCAUAGGUGCAAAAGAGAGUGAACAAGACAUUAUGAACUAUGUUGCUUCCAAUGCUGCUCAUUAUAAGAAAGUGAGAGUGGUUCACUUUGUGGAAGCUAUACCAAAAUCACCUUCUGGUAAAAUAAUGAGAAGGCUUAUCAAAGAAAAGAUGGUGGAAAAAAUGAAGGAAAAUUCCCUAACAAAAUCCAACACAUCUUCAAAUUAGUAAAAAACAAUUAUAUAAUAUGCUUUAAUUGAGGUUUCAUAUGUCACCGUCUAGUUCAUUGGUAUUGUAAUGUUGUUAAGUGAUGGCUAAUUUGACAUCAUGUUAUUUUAGCAUAUGUUGAAAUUAGUGUUUGAGAAUAAAAUUUGAUAAUUAUAUGUUGGUA
Molecule: messenger RNA, 1863 nt
Organism: Cicer arietinum (chickpea)
Lineage: Eukaryota; Viridiplantae; Streptophyta; Magnoliopsida; Fabales; Fabaceae
Product: 4-coumarate--CoA ligase-like 1
Biological process (GO): fatty-acyl-CoA biosynthetic process
Molecular function (GO): long-chain fatty acid-CoA ligase activity
Source: RefSeq, a predicted model, not a curated record